Messenger RNA from Lampris incognitus (smalleye Pacific opah), 1469 nucleotides. Its product is annotated as probable endonuclease 4. NCBI's taxonomy places the organism in Eukaryota, Metazoa, Chordata, Actinopteri, Lampriformes, Lampridae. The record is from RefSeq and is a predicted model, not a curated record. Gene Ontology annotation, molecular function: DNA-(apurinic or apyrimidinic site) endonuclease activity; phosphoric diester hydrolase activity; zinc ion binding. Gene Ontology annotation, cellular component: nucleus; mitochondrion. Gene Ontology annotation, biological process: base-excision repair. The coding region runs from base 256 to 1263 and encodes 335 amino acids. The transcript is spliced from 8 exons.
CCAGACGGCCGCGGCAUUGAGGUUAACCGUUUCCCGGACGCCGCGGGCAUCGAGCCGGCGUUACUCACCUCUGGAAUCACAUAGGAAGAGGGGCUAGCGCGCUAGCUAGCCUGCUAAAGUGCUUCAGUGCCAGUCCUUUUUUCCUAGCUUUGUGAGGCAUCCGCCGGGGCCACGGAAAAAAACACCCGACGCCUGAGCAGACGACCACGUAAAUGGCGGACAACGAGCUGCACUGCCUAUAACCUGCUGAUGUGAAUGGCUCCAAGAAAGAGCACGGCAAAGAAAAGAAAAACAGAGGAGACCGAGGAAGGACAGAGAGAUGGAGAUGACAGCGGAGCUCCAGGAGACCUGACUGCAGACAAAAUGCCUGAAAGGAAGGAAGAGACCAGGCGAGGCAAGCUGGGAAAUAAGAAAUAUAUUGGAGCUCAUGUUGGGAUUCAAGGAGGGAUAUGGAAAGCAGUAGAAUCCUGCACAGAGAUGGGCGGCCGUAGUUUUGCACUGUUUCUGGGAUCACAGCGUUCAUGGAAGAGACCCGCCUUGGACCCAAAAGCAGCUGCAAAGUUUCAGGAGCAAUGUUCCCUUCAGGGUUUAGACCCCGCUCAUAUCCUACCUCAUGGUUCCUACCUGAUGAACUGCGGAUCUCCUAAAGAGGAUGUGUAUGAGAAGAGCCAGGCCUUGUUGGUGGAUGAGCUGAGUCGCUGUAGCGCUCUGGGCCUCCAUCUCUACAACUUCCACCCCGGCUCCUCCCUGGGCUCCAUCAGCACCCAGCAAUGCAUUGAGAGAAUAGCAGGGGCCAUAAACUACGCCCACCAGCAGGUUCCCGCGGUGGUCACAGUGCUGGAGAACAUGAGCGGCCAGGGGAACACGGUAGGUGGUGAUUUCAGCGAGCUGAAGGCCAUCAUAGACCAGGUGAGGGACCGGAGCCGGGUGGGAGUGUGUCUGGAUACCUGCCACGCUUUUGCCGCUGGCUACGACGUGGCGGCGGAUGGCGGCGUGAAGGCCCUGCUGGAGGAGUUUGAUAAGACCGUGGGACUGAAAUACCUCACAGCCGUCCAUCUCAAUGACUCCAAAGGGAAGCUGGGAUGUCACCUGGACCGCCACGAGGACAUCGGGAAAGGUCAGAUUGGACUCUCGGCCUUCCAGGACAUCGUCAACGAGCCCAUACUGGAUGGCAUCCCUCUGAUCCUGGAGACGCCGGGACGGCCGGGGUUUGAAUAUGCCGAACAGAUCCAGCUUCUGUACUCCCUCUGCAAGAGCCAGUGAAGGAGCCAUCUGCUCAUCACUUCCCACUGUUAAACCAGCAGAGGACCAAGGAUGCAACUCCUGUCGUCCACCAUACUGGCCUCGAAGCUUUCAGGUUUUUUAUUGUUGUCGUUCCAUUGUUCCGGGUUGUUAAUGUUGAUAUAACCACUUUCAAAGAAAUAUGAUUUGUUCACCUUUAUCAAAGAUGUGUCGAAAGUUCUAAUAAA